Molecule: messenger RNA, 1161 nt
Organism: Impatiens glandulifera
Lineage: Eukaryota; Viridiplantae; Streptophyta; Magnoliopsida; Ericales; Balsaminaceae
Product: calponin homology domain-containing protein DDB_G0272472-like
Exons: 1
Coding region: 1-1161 (386 amino acids)
Source: RefSeq, a predicted model, not a curated record
AUGUACAGUCACAGGGAAAUACCGGUCUAUACAGCUUCCCGGAUUGAAACGAGUCCGGAUCACUGUCCAACACCUCCAAGGGAGAAUGCGGCAUCAGAAGAAUCCGAUGAAAGGGCGGAUCCUCAUCUCACCGGGCAAUCUCCUCCUACACAACCGGAAGUCUCCGAAUCAGACUUCAUAAAGGAAUGGGUUGAGAGCCGUCUUCAAAGGUUUGAAGACUCAACAACAGAACGGGUUGAUAGCCGUAUUCAAGAGUUUGAAGACUCCGCGGUUCAGCCAUUGAGGGAGAGGUUCCAGAGAACCGUUGGCUCGACACUCAAGUUCGCCAACACCACAUGGCAACUUUUGGAGAGAACGAGAGAACGGUUCUCAGAUAUUGAUGAAGAUCAACAGGAAAAGGCGGUCCUGCGCGGCAAACAUCUUAAGCGAACCGUAGUUUUGGAGGAUACAACCUCCAAGAUAAAGGAAAACUUUGGCCGGCUUGAAAGAGAGACCGAUAAACGAUUGACAACGAUGGCUGAUGACCUGAUCGGCACAACACUCGGACGGGUAUCCGAACUUGAAAAGAAGAAUGCCGGUCUCGAGGACGAACUCAAGGCGCUUUCCGCUCAAGUAGCCGAACUACUCCAAGCUAAGAUAAAUGCGGACGCCGCGGCUAUAGAGGUUGAUGCCCAAGCGGCUAAGAAGGUCCAGGAUGAGAUGGACGCCGAAGCAAGUAAAGAGAAGGAGGCACCGCGACCAUCGCAACUUACCGAAGAGGAAGAGGAAGCCGAGCGGAUUAGAAGGGCAGAGGCCAAGUUCCCAGGACUUGCAAAGAAGGCAGCCGCUCAAGCUGCGAAGGAUGCUGCACGGUUAGAAAGGGAAAGACGGAGGCUGGAAGGCUUCGCAGACGACAACAAAAAGAAAAAGGCGGCCUCUUCCGUUUCAGCUCCGACAAAGCGAAAGAGGGAAUCUUCAAAGAAAGCCCAAAUAGCCGACCUGCUCAAUGAGGUCACUGAAACGGUCAUUACGAGUACAACGCAGCAGGCUACUCAAGUCGAAGAGGAGGAUGAAGAACACCUGAAGCCCCGGUCUACAAGACAAAGAGUCUCCGAACCGGCCAGUCGAUCGCAACCGGUGAAGAAAAAGUGGAACAUAUAUGACUUCUCGGACUCGGAAUAG